Leptosomus discolor (cuckoo roller) is the source of this 2905-nucleotide messenger RNA. The record is from RefSeq and is a predicted model, not a curated record. NCBI's taxonomy places the organism in Eukaryota, Metazoa, Chordata, Aves, Leptosomiformes, Leptosomidae.
AUGUCUCACUUUACAAGUGAAGAUGAAGCUCAGUUACAAGCUAUGCUUAGACAGUUGCUGCAGAGUGUGAAGGAAAAAAUCACUGGAGCCCCAUCAGCAGAAUGUGCAGAAGAGAUUCUCUUGCAUUUGGAGGAAACAGAUGAGAAUUUUCACAACUAUGAGUUUGUGAAAUACCUUAGGCAAUAUAUAAAUAAUACUGUGGGAUCUGUGAUUGAAGAAGAAACAGAAAAAUGUACUUCUGCUCAAAAUCAGGGUGAAGUAUCUGGCUAUGACACACUUGUCCAGCAUGUUACUAAGAAGACCCGUGAAUCAAAAGAAUACAGAGAAAUGAUGCAUGCCUUGAAGAAUGUCAUGAUGGUUGUGGUAGAAUCUUUGAUUAACAAGUUUGAAGAAGAUCGGAUGCAUAAUAAGGAGCUGGAUAGUAAAACAAAGAAAGAACGUCAGAGUGGCUAUUACACAGACAACUGUUCUGACAGUGACUCUUCGUUCAACCAAAGUUACACGUUCAUGAGUCAAGAACAAUUGCAGCUGCUUGUAGAAAGGCUUGACCCUAUUCAGCCUAAGGAAGUUCGCCAAGAAGCAUUGCAGACCCUGUGCUUUGCCCCUCCCUCUGAUAUACUGAACUCUGAGAGUUGGCCAAAUCUGCGUAAGCAUCUAACGGUGUCUCUGUCGGAUCCUGAUGCAGCAUUCAGUGAUAAAAUUCUUAGGUUCUAUGCAAAAACCUUUUCUUCUUCUCCAUUUAAUAUGACAAGAGAAGUCUAUACAAGUUUAGCAAGGCACUUGGAGUUAUACUUUCUUUCUGGAGAAUAUUCUCUUCGUAUUUCGUCUGGUCUGGAUGUAUCUAACACAGAGAUAAAUCGUUUGCUUAAAAAGGUCCGCCUUUUAAAUGAAUACCAAAAGGAAGCUCCGUCUUCCUGGAUUCGUCAUCCAGAAAAGUACAUGGAAGAAGUAGUGGAGAGUACCUUAUCACUCUUGUCAGUAGAACACGAGCCUAAUCAUCCUGCCUCUCCAGAUUUUUUGAGUCCAGUCUACUUCUUGGGUCUGCUGGAUAUCAAAGCAGUAUGGUUUAAAAAGUGGACGCAUGCGUAUUACAGCAGAACAGUGGUACUUAGGCUUUUGGAAAAGAAGUAUAAAUCUGUGCUCAAUGCAGCUGUCCAGCAAUGUCUUGAUUAUUUUGAAUUUUGCAAGGCAGCAGUUAAUAAAAAUUCCAGAGUCAAUGACUUCUCCCAGCAGCAUUGUAGUGAUAAGGAGAACUUUUCUUACACUGGACCAGAAUUGCAGUACGUCUAUUUUGUCCAUUCACUGUGCCUUUUAGGAAGAUUGUUGAUCUAUAAGCAAGGCCGAAAUCUCUUUCCAGUACAGCUGAAAAAUAAAAAAGACAGUGUAUCCAUAACUGAUCUGUUGGUAUUAUUUACUCAGCUUAUUUAUUACUCUCCAAGUUACCCAAAGACAGCUUUGGCAGCGCAUACAGACAAUUACUCUCCAGCAAGUCUUGUUAUGGAGAUUCUGCAAGUUUUUUGUGAUCAAACAGGAUGUGCUGCUGAAUGUUUAUAUACAGAUGCAGUGAUAGAUGCCCUACUUCAUCCUAUUCACAGUUUACUGAGUGGCGCAGAGAUGUAUAUAAAUUGUCUUGAAACCACUUUAAUUGAUGUAGCUGAUAUUUUGGCAAGGAUUGCUGCUGUAGAAGAUGGUCUUUCUCUUCUUCUUUAUGGAGAAAAUGAAAAAACUGCCGAAGAUGACAGUCCUACAGCUGUUCAUGCAAUUGUUCAGUUUACAAAGAAGCUUCUUCAUGACGACAUUUCUCUCUUAUCUGGAACUGAGCUUUUGCCAGUUGUUAAAGGAGCUUUCAUUUUUGUGUGUCGUCAGAUGUACAGAACUUGUGAAGGCCUGCAGAUACUUAUACCUUAUGGCUUGCAUGAAUCUAUCGGAGAGGCCUGGAAAAAGACAAGUUUGCUUUCAGAAAGAGUACCCACACCUGUAACUGGUGCAGACUCGACUUCAUCAAUAAGUUUAGAGUCAAAAAACAUUUUGUUAUGGGAAGAGACUUUGUUAGAUGCCUUGCUAAAUUUUUCUGCUACACCCAAAGGACUCUUUCUGCUUCAUAGCACAGGUGCCAUGAAUGACUGUGCGAACUUUAUGUUCAGCAGUUUAUCAAAAAAACUCCAGACAAAUGAAUAUGAAGAGUUUGAUAAUAGAGUGAUCGUUACACAAAUGGCAACAACACCAACAGGUGCAGUAGCUCUACAGAGUUCAGGCUUUAUAAAGGCACUUGUAACUGAAUUGUGGGCUGUUUUGGAGUGUGGAAAAGAUGAUUUGAGGAUAACCCAACCCAGAUCUACUCCAGUUGACCCUAUUGACCAAAGCUGUCAGAAGUCUUUUCUGUCUCUGAUAAACUUGCUCACUUACCCUGCAGUUUUUGAGCUCCUGAGUAAACAAGAUAUACCAAAUAAACCAAUGUAUUCACUCCGUGAAGUACCUACAGAUAUUAUUGAUAUCAUUGACAGGCUUAUAAUUUUGAAUUCAGAAGCUAAAAUUCAUUCCUUAUUCAGUUAUGAGCAAUCACAUGUCUUUGGUCUGAGGUUGUUAAAUGUGCUAUGCUGCGAGCUCAAUACACUUUUACUCCUGGAGACUCAGUAUAAAGUGUCACAAGUUUUACUAACUGCUCAGGAGGAAAAUGUCAUAGAAACUUCAGAAGGACCAGGAGAUUUUAUAAUUGAUGGUCUUUCAGUGGAGAGAAACCAUGUUCUUGUAAGGAUAAAUCUAAUUGGAGGACCACAGGAAAGGAUUUUACCCUUGAGAGUGCUAGAUAAGGGCAGUGAUCCAUAUCCUUGGCCAAUGUUUUCGUCAUUCCCUUUGCCAAAGUGCUAUCUGGCAGAAGUUCCUAGGAAAGCCGAAUGCAGGCAAG